UCAAAUUCAUUUCAUUUCACAAUCAUCACAAAUCCCAAUUCACAUUCUUUAUAGUUUAUCUAACGUGCAUUAAUCAUUUUUAUGUUUACGUGUUUCGAGGGAGGUGGUUUUAGAAGUUAAUUUGAAUAUUAAUUGUUAUUAAUUCAAAACCCUUGUAAACUUUCUAUAGUUACUUAUUAUAUUAAUAUAAAUGAUCGUAUUUACUUUAUACAUAUUAACAUAGAAGAACAAAUUUAAAUUAAUUCUUACAGAAACACGCGGUUUACGAAGUUGAUAAACAAGCUAUAUUUUUUGUGUUGUUUAUUGUGAAUUAUUGAUAAUAUAAUGUCUGAAAAUGUUCUCGUCAUCGGGAGCGGCGGUCGGGAACACGCCUUGUGCUGGAAACUCGCUGAAUCUCCGUUAGUAAAGCGUGUUGUUUGUGCUCCCGGCAGUGUUGGUAUUUCUUCUACGAAGGAUAAUGUAGAGAGUGUGGAACUUGAUGUCAAAGACUUUCCUGCCUUAGCAACAUGGUGCAAAGACAACUCAAUAGACUUAGUUGUAGUCGGUCCAGAAGAUCCCCUUGCAAAUGGCAUUGUCGAUGCUCUCCAAGCGAAGGGCAUCAAAUGCUUUGGCCCCACCAGAGCUGGUGCACAAAUAGAGGCCAACAAGGACUGGGCGAAGAAGUUUAUGCAGAAAUAUCAGAUACCCACUGCGAGGUACAAAUCCUUUACUGAUGCAGACGCUGCAAAGGAGUUCAUUAGAAGUGCACCAUAUUCCGCGCUAGUCGUUAAAGCGUCAGGCCUCGCAGCUGGCAAAGGCGUUGUCGUGGCCUCGUCCAAGCAGGAGGCCUGCCAAGCGGUCGACGAAAUCUUGACUGAGGCCAAAUAUGGGGCUGCUGGUGAGGUGGUGGUUGUCGAGGAGUUGCUGGAAGGUGAAGAGGUUUCGGUGCUAGCGUUCACCGACGGCGAGACGGUGUCGAUGAUGCCACCGGCGCAGGACCACAAGCGCAUCGGCGACGGCGACACCGGCCCCAACACGGGCGGCAUGGGCGCCUACUGCCCCUGCCCGCUCAUCACGCCGGAGCAGCUCGCCGACGUCAAGGACCAGGUGCUGCAGCGCGCCGUGGACGGGCUCAAGGCCGAGGGCAUCAAAUAUGUCGGUGUGCUGUACGCCGGGCUAAUGGUGACGAAGGCGGGCCCCAUGACGCUAGAGUUCAACUGCCGCUUCGGGGACCCUGAGACGCAAGUGCUGAUGAUGCUCCUGGAGACAGACCUCUACCGCAUUAUGAAGGCCUGCGCACUGGGUACACUGAAAGAGGUUCAAGUGAAGUGGAACACUGGCAUGUCGGCCGUGGGGGUGGUGAUUGCUUCCAAAGGGUAUCCCGAGACAUCUACCAAGGGAUGCGUUAUUAGUGGUUUGUCGCAAGUGUCCAAAGACGAGGACAUAGUGGUGUUCCACAGCGGAGUCGCCCGCGGCGCGAACGACUCGCUCGUGACCGCCGGCGGGCGAGUGCUGCUGGUCGCGGCCAAGCGCGCCUCGCUGCGCACCGCGGCGUCGUCCGCCACCAACGCGGCCGCCUCCAUCGACUUCCCCGGAGCUCAGUACAGGAAGGACAUCGCAAGGAGAGCGUUUUCCAAAAUCAACGGUUUGUCUUACCUCGAAAGUGGUGUGGAUAUAGAUGCGGCUGCAAAUCUGGUUCGUUUGAUCGAGCCGAUAGCCACGGCCACGCACAGGAGAGGAGUGUUGGGCAGGCUGGGCUGCUUCAGCGGCCUGUUCCAGCUCUCCGCCAUGGACUCGCACCUCGCGGACCCCGUGCUCGUGCAGGGGACUGAUGGCGUUGGGACUAAAGUUAAGAUAGCAGAGAUUAUGCAGAAAUACGACACCAUAGGCCAAGAUCUAGUGGCCAUGUGCGUCAACGAUAUUUUGUGCGCUGGGGCCGAACCGUUCGCGUUCUUGGACUACAUGGCGUGCGGACGCCUGCAGCUCACGGUGUCCGCUACCAUUGUGAAGGGGAUAGCUGAUGCCUGCAUACUGUCGGGAUGUGCUCUGCUGGGUGGAGAGACAGCAGAAAUGCCAACUAUGUACGAAAUCGGCAAAUACGACCUCGCCGGGUUCGCUGUGGGGGUGGUGGACAACCUCAAGCAGCUGCCGCGCACCAAGGAGAUCCGCGGCGGGGACGUGGUGCUGGCGCUGCCGUCCACGGGCGUGCACAGCAACGGGUACAGUCUGGUGCAGAAGAUCAUGGCGGAGACUGGCCAUAGCUUCCACGAAAAAGCCCCAUUCAGCAAAACAAACAGGACUUUCGGCGAGGAAUUCCUCGAACCAACCGGCAUAUACGUGAAGGCGUUACUGCCCGCUGUGAAGAAGGGCCUCAUCAAAGGUCUCGCGCACAUCACGGGCGGAGGUCUUCUGGAGAACAUACCACGGAUACUGCCGCCGAGGAUCAAAGUCAAAUUGGACGCUACCAAGUUCACCAUAAAUCCUAUUUUCGGAUGGCUACAAGCUAAAGGUCGCGUAUCUGAUUUCGAAAUGCUGCGAACGUUCAACUGUGGCGUCGGCAUGGUGGUCAUAGUGGACCCCGUGUGUGUCAACGAGCUGUUGUGUCUGGUGGAGGACACCAUCGCCGUCGUCGGGACUGUGGAAGUUAUCGGAAAGGAGGGAGGACAUCAAGUGGUGGUGGAGAACUUCAAAGAAGCCAUGGCGCCCCUGACUGCCCCGUACGCGUCCAGCGAAGGCGUCACCAAGAAGUCUCUCUCGUACAAAGACAGCGGCGUCGACAUCGAGGCCGGGGACUCGCUCGUUUCUCUCAUCAAACCUUUGGCUAGAUCAACAUCACGUUCGGGAGUUCUAGGCGGUUUGGGAGGAUUCGGCGGCUGUUUCCAACUAAAAGCUAUUGAACAGGAGUAUAAGGACCCAGUGCUGGUGCUGGCCGCGGACGGCGUGGGCACGAAGCUGAAGAUAGCGCAGCGCAUCAACAAGCACGACACCAUCGGCGUGGACCUGGUGGCCAUGUGCGUCAACGACAUCCUGUGCAACGGCGCCGCGCCGCUCACCUUCCUCGACUACUUCGCGUGCGGCGCGCUCGACGUCAGCGUCGCCAAGAGCGUCGUGGCGGGCGUCGCCGACGGCUGCAAGCAGUCCUCCGCGGCGCUCAUCGGCGGCGAGACGGCGGAGAUGCCGGGCAUGUACGAGGCGGGCGUGUACGACAUCGCGGGCUUCGCGCUCGGCGUGGUGGAGCGCACGCACAUCCUGCCCAAGAUCAACGACAUCACGGUGGGCGACAUAAUCAUCGGACUGCCGUCGAACGGUGUGCACAGUAACGGGUUCAGCCUCAUACACAGCCUCAUGAAGAAGGCAGGACUGGCCCUCAAUGAUAAGGCGCCCUUUAGUGAGGAGGGACUUACGCUUGGCGAGGAGCUCAUCAAGCCGACGCGCAUCUACGUGAAGAGCGUGCUGCCGGCGCUGCAGCGCGGCGCGGUGAAGGCGGUGGCGCACGUCACGGGCGGCGGCCUGCUGCACAACAUCCCGCGCGUCAUCCCCGAAAGCGUGCGCGCGCGCCUCAACGCGCACUGGUGGAACGUGCACCCGGUGUUUGCGUGGAUAGCAGACGCAGGCGCUGUGAAGGACGACGAAAUGCUUCGCACCUUUAACUGCGGCAUCGGAAUGGUGCUUAUCGUUUCGCCUGAAAAUCAAGCUGAGGUGAUGAACAUAACGAGGUCGCACGGCGCGAUGGUGAUCGGCACGAUGCAGGCGCGGCCGGCGGGCGGCGCUAGGGUGGUGGUCGACAACUUCGCCUCCGCACUCGACUUCACUCGCAGAAUGCCCCUACUCACCAUCAAGCGGGUGGCAGUUCUAGUGUCGGGCAGCGGAAGUAACCUACAAGCGCUGAUAGACACGACCCGCGACUCGUCGCAGUGUAUGUGCGCAGAAAUAACCCUUGUUGUCAGUAACAAGAAGGACGCUUAUGCCUUGCAGCGUGCCGAAAAAGCUGGAAUACCGUCAUUGGUAUUCAACUUUAAGGAGUACGGCAGCAGGGAGGAGUUCGACCGCGCCAUCUCCUCCGCGCUGGAGGCCCACAGGAUAGACGUCGUGUGCCUCGCAGGGUACAUGAGGAUCCUGUCCUCUGAGUUUGUGCAGAAAUGGAAGGGUCGCCUGAUCAACAUCCACCCGUCCCUGCUGCCGAAGCACCCCGGGCUGCACGCGCAGCGCCAGUGCCUGGCGGCCGGCGACCGGGAGUCGGGCUGCACCGUGCACUUUGUCGAUGAGGGCAUGGACACGGGGCCGAUAAUCACGCAGGAGAAGGUGCCCGUGCUGAAGGACGACACGGAGCAGUCCCUGAGCGAGCGCAUCCUGCAGGCCGAGCACCGCGCCUACCCGCGCGCGCUGCGGAACGUCGCCACCGGCCGCGUGCGGCUCGGCUCGCGGGGGGACAUCAUGUGGCACUCGUAGAUAUCUUACUUUGUACCACAACAGGAAUAUGCAUGCGAUUGGAUUUGAGACCAGAUUGUUCUUUGUAUUCCUUUAUCCUUAUUGGCAUACAGUCGUCAUACCCACGACAUUUUAUUAAUUUACUCAGUUUAAAUUGUUAAUUGGAAUUGUUUAAAAGUGUGCAAAACCUCUGGAUAAUUCAAUAACGGUAAAACGUUCGCUGAUUCGUACGAAAAGUCACGUAAGCGCGCACGUUAACAAGUUCAAGUGUCUGUUAAGACUUUUUAGAAUGUCUUUUGACAUUUGUGACGUCUUAAUCCGUUUUCGUAAAGCGCGCUAAAAUGGUGACGUUUUAUAUGUCAGCUAUUUAAAGUUGCAGAAAAUGAUUUUUUAUGUCGAGAUUUUAGUUUUAUCAUAUUUUUGCUGUAGGAAAUCAAUUAUAAUAUACAUGCGUAUUCCUUAUUGUUGCAUAGCCUGGCCAAAUAAAUAAGAAACCUUGCUAUAUUUCGGAAAAAAGGAUCUAAUUUCUUCCAUAAGCAUAUAAAAAUACUUGUGGCGCCCUCCAACGAUGUUUUUCAUAUUUCUGAUCAGGCCAGAACCAAUGGCGUAUCUAUGGUAGAUACAAAAUUUCGUUAGUUUCGGCUAGUUGACACUAUUUUAAUUGUUCCAUGACGUAACGUAACACUAACCUUUAAUCAAACGGAGGGUUUGACAAAAUUAACAUACAAAAUGGACGACAGCGUUUUUGACGUUUGGAAAACUUGAAAAAAUACAUGAUUUUUAAAAAAAUCCCCAGAAAUGUCCAUUGCUGGGCUUAUUUUCACGCCGCACGUGUAUAUUGUUCCUUAUUUUUAGCAUUUAAAUCUGUGUGACCGAUUUUAUAUACUAAGUUCAGUGUAUUUUAAAUACUUCUCGAUAAAUUCCUGGAUCAUUAUUUGUAAGUGUAAGUUUUCCGCCACAAGAAGGACAAUGUGAGACGACCGAGCCAUUUUUAUGACAAUUUAUAAAAAAAAAGUGUGUGUCAGCUCCGACGCACGAAUGGAGUUUACUCUUUCAGAUCGACUGUCUAAAGAGUUGUAUGUUGCCCCGCAGCAUACACUAUGUACGUCUCAAUACUUACGCCUGAAAAGUGAAAGGUGCGCAGAAUAGGUUCCGCACGAAAAACGUAACGCUGUCAUUCGUUCAUCGAAUUUUACUGCCCAUAUUUUUUUCAUACCGGGGGCUAUAUAUGAAACAUCGAUUCUUAAGGAGUAAACUCCAAAAACUUAUUUUAAUUAACUGUUUUCGAGGCUUACCAUUCCGUCAUGAUAUUUAUUGUUUCCUGACAUGACGUUAAAUGAUAAAAAAACAUAAUCAGUUAAUCUCACCUUUAAUAAUGGAAUGUUAAAACUGAUUUUUAUAUUUUACUGUACCUAUUUCUUGCAAAAAGGUCAUACUAUCUAAUUAACAAAGCCAUUGUGAUAACAUUUACAAUUUAGAAUAGGAACCAUGUCUUUAUGUAUCUCGAAUAUAAAAGAACUUAUGAUAUCUCGAAUUUAGAACUUUUAUAUUUUUUACAUUAUACAAAAUUAUGCAAUUAACUGAUAAUAGUUAAUUCAUAUGAAGCAAUUAGAAAUCAAAAAUAUUGUCUAGUUAUUUUAGUCUAGGCAACUUUUUUUUUACAACGUAAAUGAUUUUGUUUUAGACGCCCAUAAAUUGCGCCUUUAUGAGCAAAAUAUUUUUGUAAUACAUGUGCUUUUAGAAGUAAGUUAUUGCUUUUAUUCAAAAUAUUGAAUAUUUUUUGUAUAUUUAGUACAAAAGUGUAAUAAGAGCCUUUAACUUAACAUUCCUGUAACAUGACGUGUUAGGGCGAUGCCUCAUUAGUACGUUGCGACGACGUACGACGUCAUAGCGCAAGGGGACACGCACCCUGUCAGUCUCAUCAAUGCAUUACAAUUUUGUUCGCCGUCGCACUAAAACUCUUACAGCGAAGCACAUCAUCCUCUCCGCGCUUCGUCUCUCGUCCUUUAAUUCAUUGAAACGUCGCUUGCAACGACGCAACGCUUUGGUUGUGUCAUGACAUGUAUAAUAUAUUAAGUAUAGAAAAAGCUGCAACGUAGACGCAACGCACUUAUGAGGCAGAAGCCAUAGUUGUAGUGCUUUCGAAUCUUCCACAUCAGUGCCUUUAGACGAUGCAUUUUAUAUGAAUAUUUUAGCUCAAAAAUGUAAUUAUACUCGAUUAAGCAGAUCUAUUCUCUAUUAUAUUUUAAUGUUAUACAAACAUUGUUUUUAGAAAUAUUUUUCAUGUUGAAAUUGUUUUUAUACCUGUUUAGGGAAAUGUUUUUUAAGACGUAAGUGUAAUGUAAUGUUAAAUAAAAUAUAUAAAUUA
This is a messenger RNA of Bicyclus anynana (squinting bush brown), 6775 nucleotides long. It is a transcript of the gene Gart, whose product is annotated as trifunctional purine biosynthetic protein adenosine-3. Gene Ontology annotation, molecular function: metal ion binding; phosphoribosylamine-glycine ligase activity; phosphoribosylglycinamide formyltransferase activity. The record is from RefSeq and is a predicted model, not a curated record. The transcript has 24 exons. Gene Ontology annotation, cellular component: cytosol. Bases 325 to 4428 code for a protein of 1367 amino acids. Lineage: Eukaryota; Metazoa; Arthropoda; Insecta; Lepidoptera; Nymphalidae. Gene Ontology annotation, biological process: adenine biosynthetic process; 'de novo' IMP biosynthetic process.